Geodia barretti is the source of this 1113-nucleotide messenger RNA. Lineage: Eukaryota; Metazoa; Porifera; Demospongiae; Tetractinellida; Geodiidae. The record is from the annotation of a GenBank genome assembly.
CACAUUACAUCAUUGCUUAGUAAUUGUGCGCGCGCCCCUCCUUACAACACACCUACCUAUAAUCAUGGUAGAGGCACUACCUGUGCAGCUUGCGUUUGAGCUAUCUGCUCACGAGGGACCCGUCAGAGCAGUGAGAUUCAAUAGGAUAGGAAGGUAUUGCUUGACUAGUGGGAGCGACAAAACUGUGAGACUGUGGAAUCCUCACAGAGGACUCCUCAUCAAGACCUACGGUGGCCAUGGAGAUGAAGUGUUGGAUGCAGACGCGUCACAUGACAACUCUCGGCUUUGCUCGGGCGGUGCCGACAAGACUGUCCAACUCACAGACGUGGGCACUGGCCAACCCAUCAGAAAAUAUAGAGGUCACAUCAGCAGAGUAAACAGCGUCAAGUUCAACGACGAUUCAACAGUGAUAGUAUCUGGCUCCUAUGACUCUAGUGUGCGGGCAUGGGACUGCAGGUCGCGUAGCUAUGACCCCAUUCAGGUGCUGGGCGAUGCCAAAGACAGCGUCACAUCGGUUCAGUUGGCACCCUCCGAGAUACUUACCGGGUCUGUAGACGGCAGCGUUCGACGCUACGACUUGAGAUUUGGGAAACUCCACUGCGACACAAUUGCUAACCCAGUGACGUGCGUGAGUUUCUCUCGAGACGGAAACUGCAUACUGGCCUCUUGUCUCGACAACACUCUUCGUCUCAUGGACAAGGACACUGGAGAAAUGCUGAAUAGCUAUAAGGGUCACAAAAACCAAGACUACAAGUUGGACAGUUGUCUUUCUCACGACGAUGCCCACGUUGUCAGCGGCUCAGAGGAUGGGACAGUCUGUUUCUGGGACCUAGUCGAGGGAAACCUGCUCCAUUCGUUUCCCCACGUCCCUCCGCACAAGUCGGCGUCACGAGGACAAACGACGGAGGGAGACGGAGGGGGGAGCAGCAGAUGUGUGGUCUACUCACUGGCGCACCAUCCCAAGGAGAGCUGUCUGCUGACCGCUGCCUCCCACGGUCCAGUCAGAGUGUGGAAGAAAGUCGGGUGGGAGACGGAGGAGGAGGAGGAGGAGAAGGAUGAAGAAACGACUUGAACUUUGCCAAUAAUUUACCACUUUUAACAUUACGAUUGUAU